Messenger RNA from Amphimedon queenslandica, 1453 nucleotides. Its product is annotated as RNA polymerase II-associated protein 3-like. The transcript has 11 exons. Bases 73 to 1377 code for a protein of 434 amino acids. Lineage: Eukaryota; Metazoa; Porifera; Demospongiae; Haplosclerida; Niphatidae. Gene Ontology annotation, cellular component: protein folding chaperone complex. Gene Ontology annotation, molecular function: protein binding. The record is from RefSeq and is a predicted model, not a curated record.
CUGCUUAAUUAUGCAUUGAUUAAGGAUAAUCUGAAGUGGGUGGGGCUAGAGGAGGGGUUUCAGUAAUUAAAUAUGGCUGUUGAUCCUACUUUGCUUCAAAUGCAACUGAAGAGAAAUAAUGAAGAUAUGAGGGACAUGCUUCAGAGCCUGGACUCCUGGGAAGAAGAAAUCAAGAAAAGAGAUGAGUUACUUAAGAAGCAGAAACCAAUUUUAAAGAAGACAUUGCCUCCAAUUCGCGGGAAAUCAAGUGGCGAUGCACCACAUAAGAAGAAGCCUGAACCAGCUGCCAAGAAAAAGGAGAAGAUAAAAUCGUUUGAUUAUGAUGCAUGGAGUAAAUUUGAUGUAGAUGAAGCUUGUGAAGACAGUGACAGCAGGAGCAGCGAAGGAGAAGAAGAAAAUGAAGAGAAUGAAGAGAAUUCACGAAGAGAGACUGCUGUACUAGAAAAGGAGCGAGGUAACCAGUUAUUUAAGGAUGGUAAAUAUGAGGCGGCCAUUGAGCGAUAUACAGCUGCUAUCAAUCUUGAUCCUUUAUCAGCAGUACUCCCUGCAAACAGAGCAAUGGCUUUACUGAAACUGGACAGGUAUGCUGCUGCUGAGAAGGAUUGCGAUGUGUCGAUAUCUUUGGAUGAUAAGUAUGUUAAGGCUUGGAUGAGACGGGCAGCUGCUAAAACUAAACUGAAGAAAUACGAAUCAGCUACUGAAGAUAUUAAAAUGGUGUUACAGCUGGAGCCUACUAAUAAACAUGCCAAAGCUGAACUGGAGAGAUUAGAGAAGCUCAAAGGUACAAGUGAUGACAGGAAGUAUGUUCAUCCUGUUAAAAGACCGCCACAUUUAAGAUCAAAAGAGCCAUUGGUUAGAAUACACAUUGAAGACAUUAGCACCACAGCUGUCACUUCAGAGCCUGUUAGUGAUGCAGCAGCUCAUGAAGAGGAAGAAGAAAGAAGAGUUGAAGAGACUAAUACAAUAGAACUGACAGAGAGCAUGUUAUAUGAAGCUCCUACUAGUUCUAUUCAGUUCCAGUGCCAAUGGAAGACGUUAAGAAGAUCUGAUCCCUCAAAAUUAGCUCAAUAUUUCAAGGCUAUACUGCCCUCGCAGUAUCCAGUGGUACUGAAACAAUCACUGGAAAAUGAGACAUUCUCUGACAUCAUAGAUAUACUAGACAAAGAAUAUAUUCAUGUCUUGUAUUCCUGUAGGAGGAGUAUUUCUUGCUUUGAUGAGUUAGAAUGGAUGAGAAAAGUUGAGAGAUUCUCUGUUGCAAUUCUCUUCCUCAGCAGCAAAGAUAAACUAAAACUCAAGAAUAUUUUUGAUGGACUCUCAAAUCUCUGUGAUAGAAAAAAAGUUUCUGAACUGGCAUCGCAUUACACCUUAUCACUUUAAAUUAUCUGAUACAGUAAAUGAUCAUAAUAAAUUAUGUAAUUUUAAAACUCUCAAAAGAAAAUUCAAUGAAAAUGUA